AUGUGGGGCGAAGAAACUUCGCAUGUGAUAUCAUCGCCCGUAGAGCAAAUGGAUAACCCCAAAGAUAUUUUAAAUACUCCAUGCAGUCGUGAUUUAUGGAUUAAACUCUCGCGUGAUACCGUAUUCUAUAAUCCAGUGACAGGUGCAGUGGGACAAUUUCAAUGGACAAGAUCGGAAACAAACAAAGCCUACCUUAAUGCACUUGGUGUCACUUUUAGUGCAGAGGAGAAAUCACCUUCAAGUCUACACUCACCAUUAGGAUCACCAGGUCAUAUUAAUACAACCAAAAAGAGGCAGACAGUAGACGGAAAGCGUCUGGUCAAUUCAUCCACCACUUCUUUACCUUCUUCUCCCGACGGUUCUCAAACACAUUUACGAUCUGCAUCUGCCACAGGUGGAUUAAGAGUUGUCACGAGCAAAAUGGAUGAACAUGCCAAAGAAGCUAAAAAGGAAGCAGACCAAGAAAUGGAACUGGAUAUUGAUAUUGCCAGAGCCUAUUGUGAACUGACAGAAGAAACUAUCCGUGUGUUCCCAGAUGUAAAAUUGAAUGCUAUGGUGCUAGAACUCAGUAGACUUCAAAGACAGGCAGCGGAUUAUCUCGACCAUUUAUUAGAUCAGCGAGAACAAUUAAAGAUGGAUGCAGAGACUUACAAUGAUUUGAUUAGUUGUAUUGUGGGUCACGCUCAGAGAUUACAUGUUCAAAGUAAAGAUGCCACGCCUGCCAUGGUGUCCAAAAAAAAGACAAAUGGAAAAUUCUCGAAUAUCAUGCGACGUAAAACCACAACAAAUACUCAGAGCGCAUCUAUGGGAGGUGGUGUUGUGGGCGUAAAACAACAACAAGGGCCGGCACCUAAAAGAACAUUGUCGACAGCUGCUCACGUCUCAACCACUACAGAAAGUCGGAGAUCGAUGUAA
Molecule: messenger RNA, 915 nt
Organism: Mucor mucedo
Lineage: Eukaryota; Fungi; Mucoromycota; Mucoromycetes; Mucorales; Mucoraceae
Exons: 4
Coding region: 1-915 (304 amino acids)
Source: RefSeq, a predicted model, not a curated record